Messenger RNA from Musa acuminata AAA Group (dessert banana), 1299 nucleotides. RefSeq lists its product as uncharacterized. NCBI's taxonomy places the organism in Eukaryota, Viridiplantae, Streptophyta, Magnoliopsida, Zingiberales, Musaceae. The coding region runs from base 63 to 887 and encodes 274 amino acids. The transcript has 7 exons. The record is from RefSeq and is a predicted model, not a curated record. Gene Ontology annotation, cellular component: nucleus. Gene Ontology annotation, biological process: regulation of exit from mitosis.
CGCAGCCGCUAUUGCGUGUGUUUUGAAAUCUUCCUCCCGUCCUCAGUUUCUGGUCGGAGCAUAUGGAAUCGGGAGGAGGAGGGCGGCCAGGUUUUAUGGAGAUCGAGGCGGCAGCGGCGGACGGGUUGGGGAGAUCGGACAUCUUCCACAUCGUCAAGGAGAUCCUCGGGUUCGUCCUCUACAUGCACCAACAGAUCCCGUCGCUGCUUCAACACCUCGAAAAUGAAUUUGAUGCUCUAAAGGAGGAACAUGAAAGUUUGGAAGAGGCAUGUCGAACACCGGAAGAAUCAAAGGCAUCCGAUAGGAGGAAACAUAAUUUGAGGAAAAGAGAGAUCAAACAGGGGAUCAGGAGGCUGGACAAAUUGAUGUGUUCCAAAUCGAGCUUACUUUCUGCUUUUCGACUGGCGCUGGAGGAGAUGCCUGACAUUCGAGAAGUUACUUUGAUUCUUGGAGCGAGUAUUGUGAGACCUCAAUACGUAUACCAGCUGGUAUUUUCUGGAGGGAAUUUUGGUUCUGGAAAUGCAAAUAAAUGCACUGAAAGGAAAAUUUCUGAUAAUAUUGCUAGAAAGGCCAUUCGAGUUCUAAUAUCUGCUGGUGCCGGGAGUAGUACUUACACAGGUCCGUCCAAGUUGUUCUUGCUCGUCAGAAGUUCCUCUACUUUCAGCCUGCCUCUGCAUUUUUUUCCCAAGCGUGAUUUCCGAUUCGGCAAAAAGGUAGUACCACUCAAGUUACACAUCAAUUGCAAGAUUCAAGCACGUGCCAUGGAUGAUUUGCAUCGAACAUCACUUGCUGGCAGCUCCUUAUGUCCUAAUUCCACUGAAUAUGAUGCGAUCUGUUACGAUAAGAUUAACCUAACACUUGAGACUGAAUGCCGAGGAAGAAGUUGAUUGCUAGUUACCAGAAUCCGAUGGCACAAUGGUAAUGAUAUUGGUAGAAGAUCAAUCUUCAACCUCGCCUUUCUCUACUUGUGACUGGCCCAAUAAAAGUGUGCUAAUUUUGAAGAGUUUCUAUUCCAUGGCAUCUCUAACAAGCUUAGCUUUUUUAUAGGUUUCAAUGCAAGCAUGUCAUCAGGGGUUUGCCUAGCAAGACUCCAGCAGAAUGUUGAGAAGUUGUCAUGUGUUUCAUCAUAACAAGGGCAAUGAGACUUUUGUUUUUUUUGUCUUUUCCCCCCCUUUUCUACUGUCUAUGGCGUAUUGGUGGAACGGCAAAUGAUUUCGCCUUGCGAUUUUAAACUCCAAUUCUAAUCUGUGUGGUUGAUAUCCAUUCUGGAGAAGAGAACAAAGCAAAGAUGAUUCUUCA